This is a messenger RNA of Phytomonas sp. EM1, 1572 nucleotides long. The record is from the annotation of a GenBank genome assembly. NCBI's taxonomy places the organism in Eukaryota, Euglenozoa, Kinetoplastea, Trypanosomatida, Trypanosomatidae.
AUGGAGCCAAAUGACGGGUUCAACAAAGGCAACUACCUCAGGGUACCACCACUGCUCGUGAACGCGUCUGGCCUUGAGGCUUAUCUUUCCAGACUUAGCAUUCAAUUAAAUAAUGAUAUUAUCUCCUUACGGAAGCGGAUGGAAGAGUGCAAUCUCAGGGUAACUGACUCCAGCGACACCGUCCGCAGGGUAAAGCGUUUUCUUCUUGUAAAUGCAAAGCGGGGCAUGGAAGAGUGCCUUUUUGGGACGUUAGAUGAUGGGAACGACGCUGAAAUAGACCACUAUUUGAAUGAAAUCAUCCCCAGUGAUACCAAGGGUGUUGAUGAGGGAGCAUCGGAAUCGGAAGUGAUUGCUGCCAUGUUAGGUGUAGCGACCAAACUUGUUAGGGAUAACGGCAAGCUAAAGGCUGCGCUGACUGAAAAUACGAACGCAACGCACUCCUUCAUAAAGAUUCAGGAGGAUAUGCUGCGACAGAUGCAGGAGAUAAGGGAGCAGAUGGAGCAGCAUAAACGCAAUUUUGAUGGGCUCUCCAUAUGGCUAGGGACGUACGACCCAGGUGAACAGAUCACCCGUCUCCCUCCUAGCGAGCUCAGCGCGCGGCCGGCAAACCCUGAGGUGGGGUGCUCGGAUUACUUUCAUCCUGCUUUUUCUCCCGCGCUCGAGAAAGAGGUGGAUACGAUUUUCUCUCGCUCCCCUCUUUUGCUCGCACUUCGGCGUAUCGUGACACGUGAGCUGAGCAAGCGUAUGGCGCACUUCUCGGAUAUGAACGCGAAAGACGUGGAGGGAGCGAUGGAGAAGGUGAAGUCCGAGUUGGCGACCUACCCUUUGCCUCCAUCCCUGGCUGGAUCGUUCAAAUCCCAGGAAGCUCAGCAACUUGCCCUGAUGUUUAACAAUUGCGACCAACGUCUCAAGGAUAUCGAGAACCUCACUCGACACGAUAGGGUUGCGGGGGGAACCUUGAAGCCUACUAGGUAUUCAGGCGCUUUUUCAUCUCUCACAUCAAACCCGUCCAGUCUGGUGCAAAUGGAAGCACGGGAAUACAUCAACAAUCGGUACGCCGAGCUCGAGGAGCGUUUGGUGUAUUUAGAAUCGGAAAGGGAGGAGUUUCGUAACAUGUUACGCACCCUAUUGGAAUGGAAUCAGCGUCAACAAGCGAUCCCAGCCCAUUUAAUGGAGCAGCUUCAGCUCUACGCGGCGACGGCUCCUCAGCGGAAAGCCCUGCGAUCCCGCGCGCAACUAAUUGAUCUGCAGGAGGAUCCGAACGUGGUAGGGGUCUUGGGGAAUCGCGGGAUGGGAAAGGUUGAGGGGAGGCGAAUAUUCCCCACCGAGGAGAUGAUGUCGGCGAGGGCAGGGUCUACCGGCACGGGGCCUUCCCGGUUGGCCAUCGAGGCUAAUCUGGAUACCCACAAAAGCAGCGCCGCUCCUCACAUCGGUGAUCUGAGGACGGAAGAGUGUGCUGCAUCUUUGACGGGAUCCCAAACCACCUACGCACGUUAUAUCAGCGACGUUUUUAACCGAAGAGAUGUGAACAAACUUCCCCCUUUGCCGUAUGAAUCACUUCUCAAGAAGUAA